Messenger RNA from Anoplophora glabripennis (Asian longhorned beetle), 2243 nucleotides. Its product is annotated as putative polypeptide N-acetylgalactosaminyltransferase 9. Gene Ontology annotation, cellular component: Golgi apparatus. NCBI's taxonomy places the organism in Eukaryota, Metazoa, Arthropoda, Insecta, Coleoptera, Cerambycidae. The record is from RefSeq and is a predicted model, not a curated record.
AUGGCUGUGCUUAAGAAGCUGGGUUUGAAGAAUAUCUCUACUAGACACGACAUAAAAUCGAGAAAGUCAUCUCUCAACGGACGUUUAUAUAUAAGGUUUAUGAUACCAUAUCUUCGAUUUUCUUGUAGACCAGAAAAAGAAAAGGAUGUAAAGUACAGACUACAGAGUGUAUCUGUCAAGAUGAAGCCAAAAGCCUCUACUUUCGUGCACAAAUCACGGCACAGGUGCAAAGCUCCAGGUCGUUACCAGGACAACCUCCCGUCAACCUCUGUGAUCAUCUGCUUCCACAACGAGGCGUGGUCGGUGCUGCUGAGGACGGUCCACUCGGUGUUAGACCGGUCGCCCAACCACCUCAUCGAGGAGGUCAUCCUUGUGGACGACUACUCCGACAUGCCCCACACAAAGCAGCAGUUGGAGGACUACUGGUCCAACGAACCCAAAGUCAAGAUCAUCAGGGCCAACAGGAGGGAAGGGCUAAUCAGGGCGAGAUUAUUGGGUGCUACCGGCGCCAAGGGACAGGUCCUCACCUACCUGGAUUCCCACUGCGAAUGCACCACGGGCUGGUUGGAACCUCUCCUCGAUCGGAUCGCCCGAGACCCCACCACCGUGGUGUGCCCGGUGAUAGACGUCAUCGACGACACCACCCUGGAGUACCACUACCACGAUAGCGGCGGCGUCAACGUCGGCGGUUUCGACUGGAACCUGCAGUUCAACUGGCACGCGGUGCCCGAACACGAGAAGAAGAGGCAUAAGAACCCGGCUGAGCCCGUGUGGAGUCCUACCAUGGCGGGAGGGCUCUUCAGUAUUGAUAGGGAAUUUUUCGAAAAACUCGGAACUUACGACAACGGUUUCGAUAUAUGGGGUGGUGAAAAUUUGGAACUUUCCUUCAAGACCUGGAUGUGCGGUGGUACAUUGGAAAUUGUUCCUUGUUCACAUGUGGGUCACAUAUUCAGGAAACGUUCGCCCUACAAAUGGCGCUCCGGGGUCAACGUCCUUCGCAGGAAUUCUGUCCGUCUGGCCGAGGUGUGGUUGGAUGAGUACGCCAAGUACUACUACCAGAGGAUUGGCAACGAGAAGGGCGACUUUGGCGACGUAAACAACAGGAAGGAGCUGAGGAAGAAGCUCGGGUGCAAGAGCUUCAAGUGGUACCUGGAUAACAUCUACCCGGAGCUGUUCAUUCCCGGAGAGGCAGUUGCCAGUGGAGAGAUCCGGAACCUCGGCUACGGCGGCAAGACGUGCCUGGACUCGCCUGCGAGGAGGAGCGACAUGCACAAGCCUGUCGGCCUGUACCCAUGCCACCGACAAGGAGGCAACCAGGUAAAUACCACUUACCCGCUCUUAUGUUUGUCUCUCUCUCAGAUCGCCUCGUUCGGUAGAGAGCUGUGCGUCGACAGCGCCUGUAAACCGGAAGAUAUUCACAAACCGGUGGGCGUUUGGCCCUGUCACGGACAGGGGGGUAAUCAGUUCUGGAUGUACAGCAAGGCUGGCGAGAUCCGCAGGGACGAGGCUUGCCUGGAUUACAGCGGCCAAGAGGUGAUCCUCUACCCCUGCCACGGCAGCAAGGGCAACCAAUAUUGGGACUACGACUCGGAGCUGAAGCUCCUGCGGCACGGCAGCAGUGACAAGUGCUUAGCGAUAAACGAAUCGAAAAAUAAAGUGUUGAUGGAACAGUGCGACAGUGACUCACAGAGACAGAAGUGGUCGUUGGAAAAUUACGAUUCCAGCAAACUGUGAUUUUUUUAAUAACGACGUAUUCCUGUUUUAGUUAAGUGGACUCGACGAACUUUGUUCUAAUUGUUUUUUUUUAACAGUGUACAAAAUUUUGUAAGAAAGUUUGUGUAAAAUUGCAAUUAAAUGUGAAAUUUUCAUAAAAUCGGGUGGCCCGUCGCUUGACUUAGGGAAUAUUAGGGAAUUGGCAAACCACAUUAAGAUAAAUUUUAUGUGUUUCAUAGGGUGUUUAUGGAAUAUCUUCAAGAGAAUAAUUUUUUUUUACUGAUGAAAAUCAUAUUAUCUAUCUACAGGGCGUUUCGAUUUAUGGGUGCAAAAAUCGUUAACACAGUAAGUAAAAAACAAAUAAAGUUCAAGUAUUGUUAGGACGCUCAAAUUUGAAACUGUAACUUUCUGGAAAUUGAAAAUGACUGAUUUUUUUGGGAACCAAAACUUCUGGAAUUUGCCUUUUUUCGAGUAUUAGAAAUUAAUUUUUCAAGAAAGAAUUAAAUAAAACAAAAAGUUAUUAAUUUCUU